GACUGUAUAAAAACUUGUCACUAUUCUAAGUAUAUUUAUUACGAGUUGAGAAGACGCGGGGGGAAGGGUAAUUGAGUAAUGAGUCGUAGUGAGUUUUAAAAGAGAUGGAGGGGAGGAUAGGCGUGCCCGGCCAAUGAGAGCAGGGGGCGUGGUCUCCCCCUCCCAUCCCCACACAGAACACCGUCGUCACAUGUCAGUUGUCACCACGGCGUCGACGGAGAAUCAGAGUGACUCGUCGCGCGACUCUUUCCAGAGCGCCGCGAUGUUGACCCCCAUGCUCAGCUUCCUGGAGGCCUCGGGCUCUCCCCCGCUGGCCGCGCUACACUCCAUGACCGAGAUGAAGAACGGACACUCGUCGUCGGCCAACCCGCACGGCAUAGAACACAUCCUGUCGCGGCCGUCCAACGUGUCCGUAGCGCGAGGGUUCAACGUCGGGAUGGCAGCGGCGGCGGGCAUGGCUGCGGCCAGUUACUACAAACACCACAGCUCAGCUCUGCAGACACAUCCCUUGGCCGAGCUGACUGGCCGCUCUACCAUCUACUGGCCGGGACUGCAGGGCCUCGUCAGCAACCCCAUGGCCUGGCGCGACCGACUGGCCAACAUGUCGGCGGCGGCGGACAAGGACGGCAAGAAGAAGCACACGAGACCGACGUUCAGCGGGCAACAGAUCUUCGCCUUGGAGAAGACGUUCGAGCAGACCAAGUACCUGGCAGGACCGGAGCGAGCGAAGCUGGCGUACGCGCUGGGCAUGACGGAGUCUCAAGUCAAGGUGUGGUUCCAAAACAGACGAACGAAGUGGCGAAAAAAACACGCAGCGGAGAUGGCUACGGCAAAACGUAAGCAAGAGGAAGCGGAAGAGAGUGAAGAGGAAAGUGAACUGAGAAACAACGCGGCCAAGCGACUGAGACAAGAACUAGCGGCUCAUUGCGGCAAUUCAGCUAUAUAGCAUCCAAUAUGGCCGCCGACCCAGCGGCCCUCGGAGUAGAGAAUGUGCAGUAGUCACUGGGACAAACUGAACACGGACAAUGUAGUAGGGACUGCGGCAUACUAUACACGGACAAUGCUGUAGUGUCAAUAUAAGCAUGGACAGUGCAGUAGUGCUUUGUGCAAACUGAAUACUGCCGAAAUCGGCGUGACAAAUGGAAGUGAACCGUACAGUUUAACGAGAACCGAAGUGGCGCGGAAUUCUUGUGUAUCGUGAGUUACUUACUUGUUAUAUGAAACAUCAAACGGUCUUAAAGUAAAUUUGUACAAUUUAUUUAUUGUGAUUAUUAAAGUUCAAUUAAACAUGUUUGUAAUAGGCCUACAUCUCUACGUUCCUUUUCAUAAUAUUUACGAACUCAAUGCAUUUUUGUAUACAGUUUAAAAUACUUUUUGUUAAUAAACAGAGAAAUGUGUUUUAAAAUAAGAAAUUUGAUUAGAGCUUUUAUACUUUACAAAAUACAUUUAGUUUUCAGGAAGACUGGCAUAAAGUGUUUAGAUAGUGAAUAACUCUGACAUGGGUGUUUAAUUUUGUGUGGUUUAAGAAUGACCAACGAACAGAAUAGUAGAAUAACCGCCUUUAAUUUUUGUAAGCUCUGCGAUGUUAAGUAUUGUACAGUAUUGUAAAUAGCGUAAGAAUAUUUAAUAAUGGAAUAAUUAUAAUAUAUUAUUUAUCAUAGUUUUAAUAUAUCACGCCCUCUGUAAUGUAUACGUUUAUACAUAAUUAAGAUUUAUUACUUGGAAUGACAGCUAUUGCAACAAUUAUUAAUCUAGACUCAUACAAUUUUUGUUUGUUAAAAAUGUUGUUUUGUUUAAGAUUUUAGUAAAAUACAACCAUUGGAAGCGGUACGAUCUUAAAUGUUCAAACGGUUAAAGUUCUUGGAGUACAUUGCAAAUUAAUUGUCCAAUAUAAAAUAUAAUUCUUUUGUAAUAAGUAUGGUUAAGAUAUUGACAAAAAUGAUUAGUAAAAUGUAUACCUACGGUACAAACGAACCAAAUUUGAAUUCGAAUAAAAAAUGGUUGCUUUAAUUUAUUGAUUUCACAAAAUUAUAGGUGUAAAUUAUCACGGGUAUAAACAUCUUACGAAUGACUACGUAAGGUUUUCCACAGAAGAUACAAAUUCAGAGUGUUAAGGUAAAACUAAACAAUUUUUCAAAUUUGUAAUAAACUAAUCUGUAAUGGUCAGUGUAUGUGAUGGUAGACGUCAAUAGCUUCUUUCAGGUGAUAUUUUCUAUUUUUGUUACCAAAGAUUUGUUUGCUGUGUAAAUACAGUUAAGUAGUAGGUGAUGUGUUACUAUAGCAAUAA
Molecule: messenger RNA, 2287 nt
Organism: Macrosteles quadrilineatus (aster leafhopper)
Lineage: Eukaryota; Metazoa; Arthropoda; Insecta; Hemiptera; Cicadellidae
Gene: HGTX
Product: homeobox protein Nkx-6.2
Exons: 3
Coding region: 134-946 (270 amino acids)
Biological process (GO): cell differentiation; regulation of transcription by RNA polymerase II
Cellular component (GO): nucleus
Molecular function (GO): DNA-binding transcription factor activity, RNA polymerase II-specific; RNA polymerase II cis-regulatory region sequence-specific DNA binding
Source: RefSeq, a predicted model, not a curated record